Rotaria sp. Silwood2 is the source of this 1494-nucleotide messenger RNA. The record is from the annotation of a GenBank genome assembly. Lineage: Eukaryota; Metazoa; Rotifera; Eurotatoria; Philodinida; Philodinidae.
AUGACGUCAAACAAUAGUGAUGGAAUGCCGAUUCAUACAGAUAAUGAAAUGAAUGGUUUUAGUGAUGAUAAUUCAACAUUCCGCAUUUGUUGCAUUGGUGCUGGUUAUGUUGGAGGUCCAACUUGUGCUAUAAUAGCUAGUAAAUGUCCGAAAAUAAAAGUAACUGUUGUUGAUGUAAGUGCUGAUAGAAUAGCUGCUUGGAACUCCGAUCAUUUACCAUUGUUUGAACCAGGAUUAGAAGAAAUUAUUGAAAAAAUUCGUAAUCGUAAUUUAUUUUUUUCAACUGAUACAAAAAAAGCUAUUCAAGAAGCUGAUUUAAUUUUUAUUAGUGUUAAUACACCAACGAAAUCUUAUGGUUUUGGUAAUGGUCGAGCACCAGAUCUACGCUAUGUAGAAGAAGCCGCUCGACAAAUAGCUCAUACAGCAACAACUAAUAAAAUAAUUGUUGAAAAAUCCACUGUACCAGUAAAUGCAGCUGAAUCAAUAAAAACAAUAUUAAAAACAAAUAAACAACCUGGUGUUAGUUAUCAAGUUCUUUCCAAUCCAGAAUUUUUAGCUGAAGGUUCAGCUAUAAGUGAUCUAUUAGCACCUGAUCGAGUUUUAAUUGGUGGUGAUGAAUCAGUUGAAGGUUCAUUAGCUAUUAAAAAACUUUCAUGGAUUUAUGAACAUUGGGUACCAAAAGAAAGAAUUCUUACAACGAAUACAUGGUCAUCAGAAUUAUCGAAAUUAGUAGCUAAUGCAUUUUUAGCUCAACGUAUUUCAAGUAUAAAUACAAUUUCAGCUGUUUGUGAAGCAACAGGUGCAUCAGUUAGUGAAGUAGCUAAAGCUGUUGGCCUUGAUUCACGUAUUGGAUGUAAAUUUUUAAAUGCUAGUGUUGGUUUUGGUGGUAGUUGUUUUCAAAAAGAUGUUUAUAACUUAAUUUAUUUAGCUGAAUCAUUAAAACUUGAACCAGUUGCACAAUAUUGGUUACAAGUGAUUAAAAUAAAUGAUUGGCAACGUGAACGUUUUGCACAAAUGAUUGUUCACAAUUUAUUUGGAAGUGUUAGUGGAAAAAAAAUAGCUAUAUAUGGUUUUGCUUUUAAAAAAGAUACAGCUGAUACACGAGAAUCAUCGAGUAUUUAUGUAUGUCGAUAUUUAUUAGCUGAAGGUGCAUCAUUACAUAUUUAUGAUCCAAAAGUAUCAGUUCAAAGAAUUUUUCUUGAUUUAUCUGAACAAACUGGCAAAACAGAAACUGAUUUACGUAAUCAUGUUCAAAUAGCCAAUGAUGCAUAUGAAGCAGCUAAAGAUUCUCAUGCUCUUGUUAUUUGUACUGAAUGGGAUGAAUUUAAACAAUUAGAUUAUCAAUUGAUUUAUAGUACUAUGAAAAAACCUUCAUUUAUAUUUGAUGGUCGUCUUAUACUUGAUCAUGAUCAACUAAUCAGUCUUGGUUUUAAUGUAUUUUGUAUUGGACAAAAACCACCAAUAAAUAAAUAUCUUAAUCAAAGUCCUAGAUAA